Molecule: messenger RNA, 726 nt
Organism: Fusarium mangiferae
Lineage: Eukaryota; Fungi; Ascomycota; Sordariomycetes; Hypocreales; Nectriaceae
Exons: 4
Coding region: 1-726 (241 amino acids)
Source: RefSeq, a predicted model, not a curated record
AUGUCAUCUGAGCAAUACGUCCUCUUUGAUCUCCCGAGCCGAGAUCCUGUCGGUGCUUGGUCUCUCAACCCAUGGAAGACUCGAUUCCUCUUGAACUUCAAGGGAAUUGACUACAAGACCGAAUGGCUCGAGUACCCCGACAUCAAGCCCACUCUUGAGCCUCAUGUCCCUGCCAACCCAUCCACUGGAACAUGGACCAUCCCAACUGUCAAAUUCCCCGAUGGAGAAUACAUCAUGGACUCCAACAAGAUCCUGGAGCGCGUCGAGAAGGACCACCCUGAGCCCCCGGUCCACAAGGACUCACCCGUCCUCGCCAAACUCUUCUCCAUCAUGCCAAACAUCAUGAGCGCCCUUCGGCCCGUAUACUUCUACACCGUUCCCAACAACAUCCUCAGCGACAAGAGCAUCCCUUAUUGGCACGAGACACGAUCCAAGGUGGCCGGCAAGCCUCUUGAUGAGCUUCAUAAGGAGAAUGGCGGCCAGCAGGCUUGGGAUAACUCGAAGCCACAUAUUCAAGAGGUUGAGGCUCUGUUGAAGGAGAACUCAGAGGGACCUUUCUUCAUGGGAAAGACCCCCAGCUAUGCUGACUUCGUCUGGGGUGGCUUCUUGAUCUUCAUGCAGCGCAACAACGUCAUUGAAGAAGUGUACAAGACUAGUGGCGAUAGCCAGCUUCACAAGGACCUCCUUGAGGCUACCGCUCCCUGGCACAAGCGAAAUGACCACUAA